This is a messenger RNA of Physella acuta, 2081 nucleotides long. RefSeq names its product hydroxysteroid 11-beta-dehydrogenase 1-like protein. Lineage: Eukaryota; Metazoa; Mollusca; Gastropoda; Physidae. The record is from RefSeq and is a predicted model, not a curated record. Gene Ontology annotation, molecular function: oxidoreductase activity. Gene Ontology annotation, cellular component: intracellular membrane-bounded organelle.
AUGGAUGCAGGCUAGCAAACAAAACAUAGCGGGGAGAACUCCGUGUUUUUAUAAGACCAGCCAAGAUUUCCGACUUAUGUAAACAUACACUGCCGGCAUGGCAGUCCAGAGGAGGGCAACAAAAUGUUUUCAUUUGUCGGUCUGAAACAGUUCCAGCAGUUGCUUGUUUCCGUUAUGUUUUCCAUCUGUGUACUACACAUUUAAACUUCAACCACUCAAUAUAUUGUUACACAAUUCACUCAGCACACACGACGCGUGUCGAUGUAGUAGCAGAUAGUACAGAUACAUGACUUGAUCCAAGGUGACUUAGACAGAUAUUUAUUCUGGUGCACGAGAACCGACAGAGGUACAGACGGUAUCAGAUGAUCGUAAAGAUAAUGGCGUCAAGUAGACCACGUCUCGCCACCACAAUUACACCAGCAGAUAGCUCUAAUAACACAGUUGCUGUAGCAGAUAGCACGCUUUAUACAACACAACAAUAUGUUUGCUGACAAGAUCAUUCAGGCCUUGCUCUGCGUUCUACACGCUUUUUGUUCUAUCUCUACUUGAUAUUCAUGUACACACCAAGCCUGUGUCCAUGAUGAGGAACUGGGUCGGCGCUGUGGCGGCCCUACUUGUGGGGCUGAUGUUGGCGCGGUCUUUCUUUGAUGACAGCCAAUUAGAGACACUGAAGGGCAAGCGCGUGCUGGUGACGGGAGCGAGUACUGGUAUAGGGGAACAGCUGGCAUACCAGUACGCCAGGCUGGGGGCAAAGGUCGCAGUCACAGCCAGGAGGAAAGAUGUUCUGCUCAAGGUGACAGAGAGAUGUAAGCAGCUUAGUCCAAAUAAUCUGACACAUCACGCCAUACCUGCAGACAUGGGCCAGCUCAACUCUACUGCUGCUGUCAUACAGGAAGCGAUCGCCUCCCUUGGCGGUCUGGAUAUCCUAGUCUUGAAUCACAUCACCAGCCAGCCAAUCGUUCAGUUUCUGGGGACCAAUGAAAACAUUUCUUCCUUUGAUAAAACUAUCGAUAUCAACUUCCGGUCGUAUGUACACCUGACCUCUCACGCCCUGCCACAGCUGAUAGCAAACAAAGGAAGUUUAGUGGUCGUCAACAGCAUGCUGGGUAAAGUCCCCCACCCCUAUCUCGCCUCUUACUCGGCGUCUAAGCACGCGCUCCACGGAUUCUUCGAGUCUCUGAGAAGUCAAUUUAUCUUCCUAGAGCAAGACGUCUCGGUGACACUGUGUACACUAGGUCUUAUAGGGACAGAGAACGCGCUGAACCAGCUACAGAACAACAAACAGGACAAGACCCUGCAAGCGGUCAGCGCCGCAUCCCCCCAGGACACGGCCCUGGCUAUCGUAGAGGCGGGCGCCAGACGACAGAAGAACGUCUUCUAUCCUUUCUGGACGACGUGGACGUUCUCCUUCAUGCGGAGUUUGUUCCCUGAGACCAUGGACUACAUUUUUAUCAAGAUGGUCAUGGACCGAUGAAUGCCGUGUCUGUAGUUAGCUAUGUGGGUAGGAGUGUGUGUCUCUUGGUGUAUGUGUGUGUGUAUGUGUCUGUAUGUGGGUAGGUGUGUGUGUGUCUGUUGAUGUGUGUGUAUGUGUCUGUAUGUGGGUAGGUGUGUGUGUGUCUGUUGAUGUGUGUGUAUGUGUCUGUAUGUGGGUAGGUGUGUGUGUGUCUGUUGAUGUGUGUGUAUGUGUCUGUAUGUGGGUAGGAAUGAGUGUCUGUUGAUUAUGUGUAUGUGUGUAUGUAUGUUUGUAUCUGUAUGUGUGUAGGAAUGAGUGUCUGUUGGUGUGUAUGUAUGUGUCUAUAUGUGAGUAGGCGUGUGUGUCUGUUAGUGUGUGUAUGUAUGUGUAUCUGUAUGUGUGUUUGAGUGUGUGUAGGUGUAUAAUAGUGACAGUAUGAAUGAUCUAUUUAUUGCAACUGAGUUAGUAUUCUAGCAUUGACUAUACUGUCUCCUAUACUGUGAUACAUAUUAAGCGUCUAGUCCUGUUUUAGCUUACAUUGCUGUUUAUUUGACGUAUUCCAUAUGAUUGAUGUCAAGUUACAUUGAGUUAUAAUAAACAUGAUGUUGAAUAAAAUGGUUACAUUUAC